GCUUUGUAUAGUAUCUUAUCUGUGUAAAGUUAAAACCGAUAAUGCUCGUAAACGAAAAACAUCGAUGCGGUCUGCUCGACUUGGCGAAUCAAAAUUAGUAUCAUACGGAACGGCAAGUCGCACCGUUAACUCGAUCACUGAAACUUGUCGCUGAUUAAUUGAAACAGCGACUACGAAAUGCCGCGGAAACAUAGACAAAUGAUAGGCUACAAAAUAUUCUGUAUAAUCGUCGUUCCAACGAUGUAUUUGAUCUUCGUUAAUACGUUAGCAAUAUUUCUUCCAAACAAUGCAGCAAGUGCGAAUAACCCUACGGAUACGCGACUUCGCAAGUUAUUGCAAAUUGGACCAAGCACUAUCGAAGCUGGAGAAAAUGAGGUAAACUGCACUCCUCCAGCGAUAGAAGAAUUUCCAUCGGAUGGCCUUACUCGACAGCAAAGACAAUCGGGUCUUAUAGCUAUACAUUUCGUGAUAGCGAUUUACAUGUUUCUGUUACUCGCUAUUGUUUGUGAUGAUUUUUUUGUGCCAUCGAUUAAAAAAAUUUGCCAUAAGAUUAACGUAACAGAAGAUGUCGCAGGAGCAACAAUUAUGGCAGCAGCUAGCUCUAGCCCAGAGUUGUUUAUCAAUAUUGUAGGUACUUUUGUCACGGAAGGAGAUUUGGGCGUCGGCACGAUUGUUGGUUCUGCUGUUUUCAAUAUAUUAGCUGUGCCUGCUUGUUGUGGUUUAUUUGCAAAUCAGGUAUUGAAUCUGGAAGGGUGGCCUGUCACGCGAGAUACUAUCGCAUACGCAAUCACAGUUCUUUUGCUUAUUUUAACUUUACGAGACGGUCGUAUCGAAUGGUACGAGGCAUUGAUUCUCGUUCUCUUGUAUGUUUUGUACAUUUUAGCAAUGUGUUUCGAUCGGAGUAUACAUCGAUUUGUUCAAUCUGUAACAAAUACAAGAAAGAAGUACAAGAAUCUUUCCGAAUCAACUCCCCUACUUUCUAAUGACCUGGUUAAAAGCACGGAUAUUAAUUUGUUGGAAUCGGGCGGUGAAGAUGAAUCGCUUGAUAUCGUGGAUAUGAAGAAUUGGCCAAAUUCGACAUGCGAACGGAUUUGGUGGUUGAUUACUUGGCCUAUAAAUUUUGUGCUCCUCAUUACGAUUCCUGACUGUAGAAGAAGCACAUUGAAAUCUUGGUACCCCUUUACUUUUGUCAUGUGUAUAAUAUGGAUAGCAACUACUUCAUACAUAGUUGGAUGGGUCAUCACUGUAAUUGGUGAUACAUUUAAGAUUCCUGAUUCGAUAAUGGGAUUGACGUUUCUUGCGGCAGGAAUGAGUGUACCGGAGGCUGUUUCUAGUGUUAUCGUUGCGAAUCAAGGGCACGGAGCUAUGGGCAUAAGUAAUUCGAUCGGUUCAAACGUAUUCGAUGUGUUACUUUGUCUCGGAUUACCUUGGUUCCUGAAAGCAGCACUUUUUCCGAAAACACCUGGCGAUCAUUAUGUAACGAUUAAUUCACAAGGUCUGGUUUACAAUUCCAUAUCGUUAUUUUCUACUCUCACCGUACUUUAUUUGUCUCUUCUAAUUGGCAAAUUUAAAUUGACUCGAUCCAUUGGAAUAGUUUGCCUCAUUAUGUACGUAAUUUUCUUGGUAUUUGCUUCCAUCCUCGAACUCAAUAUGUUCUUUGUGGUUAAUUUACCAAUAUGUGUUCACUGAUACUUUAUACAUAUGUUUGUUAAUCCACUGACAACCUAUCUUUACUUACCAAGUUUUACAAAAGGAUUCAGAACUUUGAAUCAGGCUCUCCUUCUAUCUCCUUCCGAUAUUUUGUUACGCACCAUGAAUCGUUGAAACAUCAAUUGAACAUUGGUUUCACAAUGAAUGUAUCGUGCUUGUCGCAAAUAAUUCAACUUUUAAUUAGUUCAUUAUAUUUUCCUGAAUGUCUGUGCGCAUUCCACUGUAUUAUUUUGUGAUGCAUAUGUACUUAUGAAUUUGUAAAUUUAAUGAGUGUAAUAUAUGAAUGCCUAUGUAUGUAUGUAUAUAUGAUAUUUAUAUAGCUAUUUCAACAAUUUACAAACCAUUUAUAUUUAGCAUGAACGUUUUUCAAAUAAAUUUCUGUAGUAUUGUACUUGUAGUUUAGCCA
Messenger RNA from Bombus pyrosoma, 2116 nucleotides. RefSeq names its product sodium/potassium/calcium exchanger 4-like. Gene Ontology annotation, cellular component: membrane. The record is from RefSeq and is a predicted model, not a curated record. Lineage: Eukaryota; Metazoa; Arthropoda; Insecta; Hymenoptera; Apidae. The transcript has 9 exons. Gene Ontology annotation, molecular function: calcium, potassium:sodium antiporter activity; calcium channel activity. The coding region runs from base 178 to 1689 and encodes 503 amino acids. Gene Ontology annotation, biological process: intracellular calcium ion homeostasis; calcium ion transmembrane transport.